This is a messenger RNA of Sebastes umbrosus (honeycomb rockfish), 1820 nucleotides long. RefSeq names its product nucleobindin 1 (gene nucb1). Gene Ontology annotation, cellular component: endoplasmic reticulum-Golgi intermediate compartment; extracellular exosome. Gene Ontology annotation, molecular function: calcium ion binding. The record is from RefSeq and is a predicted model, not a curated record. The transcript has 13 exons. Bases 132 to 1493 code for a protein of 453 amino acids. NCBI's taxonomy places the organism in Eukaryota, Metazoa, Chordata, Actinopteri, Perciformes, Sebastidae.
AGCUAUUUAAAGAUACCUAGUGUUAUAACAAACUUUAAAUUGUGGGUUUCAUAUCGGCUGAGUUUUUUUAAUCAAAAGAAUCGAAGAAUUAAUAGAAAAUCGUGACAUAGAAGAGGUGACAGCGCAGGAGGAUGAACCUGAAUCCCGGCUGGCUGCUGCUUCUUCUAUCCAUCUCUGCUGGGGUCUGGUCAGUGCCUAUUGAUCGCAAUGGAGACAAGCAGGAAGCUAAAGAGGAAGUGCCGGAGGAGAACGGGGACACUGGCCUCUACUACGACAGGUAUCUCAGAGAGGUGAUAGAGGUUUUGGAGACGGACCCUCACUUCAGAGAGAAACUGCAAACAGCGAACACAGAGGACAUCAAGAAUGGACGUCUCAGUAAAGAGCUGGACCUGGUCAGUCACCAUGUGAGGACUCGUCUGGAUGAGUUGAAGCGUCAGGAGGUUUCUCGCCUCAGGAUGCUGCUCAAGGCCAAACUGGACAGCACCAACACACAGAGCCUGCAGAUGGACCACGCCUCCCUGCUGAAGCAGUUUGAACAUCUGGAUCCCCACAAUCAAAACACCUUUGAGGCCAAAGACCUCGAGCUGCUAAUCUCGACGGCCACAAAGGACCUGGAGAACUACGACGCCGAGAGACACGAGGAGUUCAAACGCUACGAGAUGCUGAAGGAGCACGAGAGACGGGAGUACCUGAAGGGCCUGGACCAGGAGAAGAGGGACAGAGAGGAGAAGAGGAUGCAGGAGCUUAAGGACAAACACCGCGAGCACCCCAAAGUCAAUGCUCCGGGUAGUGUUGCUCAGCUACGGGAAGUUUGGGAGGAGACAGACGGACUUGAUCCUAAGGAGUUCAACCCCAAAACAUUUUUUAAACUGCAUGAUACAAAUGAAGAUGGUGUUUUAGAUGAGCAGGAAUUGGAGGCUCUCUUCACUAAAGAGCUGGAGAAGGUCUAUGACGCAAAGAAUGAGGAAGAUGAUAUGAUGGAGAUGGAGGAAGAGAGACUGAGGAUGAGGGAGCAUGUCAUGAAAAAUGUGGACGCAAAUCAAGAUCGUCUCGUCAGCCUGGAGGAGUUCCUCAAGUCCACCGAGAAGAAGGAGUUCAGUAAUCCCAAAGAGUGGGAGACUCUGGAAACCAAGCCGGCGUACACAGAGGAAGAGCUCCAGCGAUUUGAGGUUGAACUCAGGGACAAAGAGGAAGAGCUGAAGAGAAAGGCAGAGAAUCUCCUUCAGCAGCAGGAGCUGCUGAAGGAGAGAGGCAAAGCCCUGGAGGCCCAGAGGAAAGAGUACCAGCAGGCGGUAUUAGAGAUGUCCCAGAGACAGAAAGAACAGCAGGCAGCUGACGGACAGCCUCCUGCGGGUCCCAAUGGAGAACUACAGUUCCAAGCACAGACACCAAAAGUAGAAGAUAAAGAGGCAAACGUCCCGGCUGAACACCCGGCCGAGGUCCAGAAUAAUCUGCCUGCAGAGCCUCCACAGAAUCUGCCUAUACACACUUAAUGCAGCAUGCUCCGACAGCCUUCACACACACAAACACACACAUACACACACACACAAACACACUCUCUGAUUUGCACUGACACAGAUAUCCAGAUGGGUUGUAUGUAUAAAUGGAGACAGACUUGGCUCCUGAAUCAUGACAUAUUGUACGGUGUGUUCAUCUCUGUGGUCUACGUUAGAUUUAAAGAUCUCAACAACAACACUAAAAAUAUACAUAUGUGUGUUUUCAGAAAUUUUCAGUUUCAGGGAAGUCUUCAUCAAAGCAGGGUCUUCAGUGUUAAAACAUCUUCAAAUAAAGUCCUAAUUUAAAACCUGUAAACCUCCAAA